AUGGCCAUCAAUGAAGUUAUGUUGCUUUUCAACAUGAUAUUCCUACUCAUUCAGGAUAUAAUGGAUAACUUCCAGCUUGGCGAGGAUUUUACCGAAUGUAUUAAGCUUGGAAUCCUUCACAGUCCGACAGGACGUUUCCUAACCGCUGAAGUAUUCAACAACGAGAUCAACGUAUCUGGCACGGCUCUACGUCGCCGCCAAGUUUGGACUAUAAUCACUGAGCGCGGUCGACCUGAUACGGUUUACAUACAAAGUCAUCUGGGACGUUUCCUAUCAGCAGACAAAGAUGGCAAAGUUAACGCGGCCUCGAAGAUACCAGGCGUCGAUGAACGUUUUCUACUGGAAUAUUCUCCACAAGCGACUGGCGAGUGGUCGUUCCGAUCUGAAGCACAUAGUUAUUACCUAUCCGGAUCUGAAAAUCAAAUAAGUUGCUUCUCCAAGUCCCCGGUUUGGUGGGCAGUUCGAUUGGCGGUCCAUCCUCAGAUAAAUCUUCGUAAUCAGUUUCGGUCACGAUAUCUUCGCCUUCUGCCAGAUAGCAGUGAAUUACGUGCCGAUCAGCCUCAUCCAUGGGGAUCUGAAACACUGAUAUGGUUAGAGCAAGUCCCAAUGACUUCUGGCCCAACUGCCGGUCGAGGUGGUGGGGCAAACGUUGGGCGUGCAGCUGUCGCCAGAUUCGGGCGUGUGGCAUUGCGAAGCGAAAACGGUCAGUAUUUGAAACCAGACGGUAGUCUAGCUGAUGAAAUGGAAGACUCAGUGUUGUUUGCUUUCGAAUUGCGGCCAGGACACCCGCGAACCUUUGCUUUCCGUGAUAGCAACGGUGCUUACCUGACAACAAUCGGGCCCGGGACUGUGAAGGUCAAAACAAAUGUUACAACCCCCGGCAAAGAGGAGUUGUUCCUAAUCGAACGUGCUGCCCUGCAAGUUGGCAUUUUGGCACACAACAACAAAUAUGCCUCUGUCAAGCAAGGUGUCGAGAUUUCUGCCAACCAACAUGAACUGGACGAUACAGCAAUUUUCCAGCUUGAAUAUAUCGGCGGGAAAGGUUUCAACUCGAAUGAUGCAAUUGCCUCCUCAAACUCAGCUCCUCAGUCCCCGAGUGGUGAUCCUGCACCCUUAUCGACCGGGUCAUCAGCGACAAAUGGCAUGACUCCUGGAAUAUUUUGUUUGGUCACGGGGUAUUGGCGCCUCCGUGCACGAAGUGGGAAACUCUGGUUGAUGGCACCUUCUGCCGGUGUGCAGAGUACCGGCUCAGACGGUGACAAAUGCAGCUUGUUUGAAAUUCUCACCCUUUCGGACGAUGCCGGACGUGGCCAUGUCGUGUUAAAGGCCAAUACUCCAGGAUCCGGCCAGUCGCUAUCAGCGCGAAAGUUGGGUGCCAUCUCGUCCAGUGGUCGAACUGUAUGUGAAGUCCAGUCACCGGCUGAAACCGACCUAUUUCGAGUUAUUCUGGUCAACCGGCCCUCCAUCGCACUCGUUUCGCUUCUGACUGGUGGAUUUGUUUCUCGGGGGAAACAAACAACUUUGGAUUGCUCCAGCGUGACGUAUGAGAGGUUUCUGUUGCAACUGACCAAGAACAACACUUAUCAGCUUUUUGCAAGAGACACCAAGUCCUCAUUCUCACUAUGGACCGUCAGUCCCAGUGGUCUUAUCCAUUUGAAACCUACGAAGCGAAGGCCUGACGAUGACCCACUGGAUCCUGAGUGCCUAGAACCUGGCACGGAGUUUCUCUUCCACUUUCUGGGCUGUGGACGUACCCUUAUACGAGUUGUUGGAGAAGUUAAUGGUGGUUUCACUCUAGUCAAAGCAGAACCAAAAGGUGAAGUAAAGUGGGAUUCCGCUAACGAGAUUUUGGCCAACUACAUUUGGGAGAUUUAUAGUAUUGCUAAUUUGGACAGUAUGGAUUUUGCGAAAACCACUGUGGUUGAAAGACCAAAAGCGACAGAUGGCCGAUCGGUGUGUCCGAUAGAUUCACGUCCGGAAAUUAUCUAUCCCACUCGGAAACCAUUUCAGCGUUAUUUGGAAGAACUGGUCAAUCCAAAAAUAUGGAACGCUCAGCCAAGUUUGGUCAAGCGAGAGCAACCAACUUACUUGAAGGCCAGUCGCAUGAACGAAAAUCCCUAUAAAUUCAUCAGAUUCGAACGUAUAAACCAGUUAAAAGAACGGGAACAAGCUCGGAAAGAUGAAGAACGUCAGUGCCACGAGAGCGCGCGUGACUUGAGCGAGAAACUUCCAUUUUCAGUUAGACAACGAAAUACCGCUGCCAGUAGUGUUCGUAAGUUGAUUCACGAUGAAAAUGUACAGGAACUCAACAAAUAUGGUCGUUUGUUCGGUCCAAACAGCUUGACUGCCCAGCCGUUAAACAGUAAAUUCACCAAACUCAAGGAUAUUCCUUCUCGACUAACCUCACAAACACUAACAAUGAGCAGACGUCUCACUGAAGACCCAAAUGAGAGUAGAGGAGUUUUGGAUGAGAAGAGGUCGUCUGAUAUAGAGACUGAAAGCCGCGAUUUAGCAUCUAAAACGGAAGCCUUUGAACGUAAGUCUGUCGCACCACUUGUCGAAAAGGAUCUUCCUAGAGUGAAAGUAUCCUUAUCUAGGAAACCCAAAGAGGAUAAGCCGGAUGAAGGUCUGAAGGCUUUCGUGCAAGAUCGUAGACGUGUUUGUCUACUCGAACUAGCGGUACGAACAAAAAAAGGUGAAGUGAAACGGCUGGACGCAAUUCUACAUGCAGAGAACGAAUUUCUAAAAAAGGAAGAACAUGAACUCAUACGACGGCAUGAGGAUCAUGAUCGAUAUUUGAAGUCAAUUUGUCAACGCACUGCCGAAGCUAUCCGAUUAGCUGAAGGAGAAGCCCACAAAAGGAACGAAAUCACAGAUCGAAUUAAACGCGCGAGGUACCGGUUGGCACAUCUGAACGCAGAAUGUGUGAAACUUGAGGAGGAGUAUCUGCGGUUGAGCACCUAUAAAAACUUUUUACGUAAUGUUUUCGAUACAUUCCGUGAACGUCACACCCAAACAAAGGUUGUUUCUGCUUCUCCAGAAAGUGUGAAAUCAGAAGAAACCGGAAGGCAUUCUAUGCCCAUGGAGAGCUUCGAAAGUGACCCGACGAUAAAACAUCAGAGCACAGGAGACGCUACGUCUUCUCCUACACAGAGACUAAGUGAAGCGAGCUCCGAUACUGUCUCAUUGAUAGAAUUCUUCACGAAUCCCCAGGACUUGGUUGAUAUUCUAUCGGAACUGGAAAGCAACAAUUUGACAUUAAUCGAGAACGUACAAGAACAAGAGGAGGUAUGUGAGCGGGUUCGAGCAAAAGCUCACAAAUUGUAUACUAUGCUCAAUGCAGAACGUGAUAUGGUCGACCAACACAUUGAACGAGAACGAGAAAAUAUCAGUGGUAUCAAAGAGAAUGUGAAUGCAAUCACAUUAGCUCGAAACACCUUAUCUGAUUUUGUGUUGCUAGAAAGGUACGCCAAAGUGUUCCACUUGGGAGAUAUGGAGCAGUUCGAGAGUUUGGACCCUGGUCUUCUAUACACUUCUCAAACACCAAGUACCAAAGUUGCUGUUGGCACACAAGCCAAACAACAACAAAAACAGCAAGGUGCCUAUCUCAACACGGAUAACAUUGAUGCAAAACCCACCAUAGCCAAUUUACUCAGUGUGCUCCAGUUUCAGGUACAACGGGUCUAUUCGUCCGUCUACGGAACCAAUGAAGGUGGUGCACGACUUGAUACGCUAGUAAUGCUACGCCGCUUGGAAACCACGGUGGACGAAUUGAGUGAAAUGUUAAACGCAUAUCCCCGUGCUAUGGUACUGAAAGCCAAACGAACUGUGGACGAACGUAACCGUGUAUCGGCAAGAAGACGCCAGAAAGCUGAGGGACGUCUCGCCUAUGAACGAAGGCUACAAAAAGCUAUCC
Opisthorchis viverrini is the source of this 3916-nucleotide messenger RNA. RefSeq lists its product as hypothetical. Gene Ontology annotation, molecular function: protein-macromolecule adaptor activity; actin filament binding. Lineage: Eukaryota; Metazoa; Platyhelminthes; Trematoda; Opisthorchiida; Opisthorchiidae. The annotation marks the transcript as partial. The transcript has 8 exons. The record is from RefSeq and is a predicted model, not a curated record.